Messenger RNA from Lichtheimia ornata, 201 nucleotides. RefSeq lists its product as uncharacterized. The transcript has 3 exons. Lineage: Eukaryota; Fungi; Mucoromycota; Mucoromycetes; Mucorales; Lichtheimiaceae. The coding region runs from base 1 to 201 and encodes 66 amino acids. The record is from RefSeq and is a predicted model, not a curated record.
AUGGUUCGAAGACUAUCACCAGCAGGAAGAAGAUUGGCCACUAUCAUGGUGUCAGGACCAUUCGUUGUCGCCACUUCUUGGAUCUUGUACAAGAGAGUUGUCCUUGGUGAAGAACGACGUGUAAGGGAUGGUCGACCAGUAAGGCCUGCUGGUGUGCAAGAACGCGACGAGCAGCAGCAGCAACAACAACUACGGCCAUAA